CUGCCGUGUUGUUGUGUUUUUUUUUUCCCUCCCUCUCCCUUCUACGUCACUUCCUCCGGCGGUUAAACAGGCCCGGACGGCGUUUCCGCUUCCGCUCUUGGUCGAGUCUCACCUUCUGUCACCAUCAGCUGCAACGAUUGGAUUAUGAGCCCCUUGAGGGAACGUAGCUGAUCGAAUGGAAGAUUCCUGCCGUCCAUUUCUGGGGGGCAUCUGAGGAGGAGGGGAGGGGGCGGCUUUUGGUUUCUGAAAGCCGGCCACCCUAGCCAGAAGAAGAUGUUCGCCAAACUGAAGAAGAAGAUUGCGGAUGAGGCGGCUACUGCCCCACGGCCCGGGGGACUAGCCAGGAUGCCCAGAUCGAUCAGCAAAGAAUCGGUCACGUCAGCAGGAGCAGAGUCGGGGGACGAUUUUGCAUCCGAUGGAAGCAGCUCCAGAGAAGACCUCUCGUCGCAGCUGUUCCGAAGAAAUGAACACAUACGGAAGCUCGAAGUCAAGCUAUCCGAUUAUGCUGAACAGGUCCGCAACCUGCAGAAGAUCAAGGAGAAGCUUGAAAACGCGUUAGAGACACAUCAAGAUUCCUUCGUGAAGAAACUCCAAGAACAGAACGAGACGCACCAGACCAACCUAGGCAAGAUGGCGGAAGAGCUGAGCCUGACGCUGGAGGAGAAAGACCAGGAGUGGCGAGAAAAACUAUCCCAUCUGGAAAAGGAGAGGACGCUUCUUUUAGCCCAGUUGCAAGAAAUGAGAGAACAGAGUUUGAAUCUCUUCCAGAAGAGGGAUGAGAUGGACGAGCUGGAAGGCUUCCAACAACAGGAGCUUGCGAAAAUCAAGCACAUGCUUCUGAAAAAGGAGGAGUCCUUGGCCCGGAUGGAGGGAGAGCUGAGAUCUUCCACCCAGGAGUUGCUACAAACACGAGACGAGCUACAAGUCUCACAGGACUUGUCCUCUCGCCUGGCCAGAGAAGUUCAGGAGCUGCAACGACAGCAGGGGGACCUUACAGUGGAAAGGGAUGAGCUCAGAGAUGCCAGGGAGAGCGCAGUGAACAAGAUCACCAGCUUGGAAGGACGGAGCCAAGAGCUGCAAUCCUACGUCCAAUGCGUGUCAGUUGAUCUGCAGAAGGCUCAGCUGGCUGCCUCUAGUACGGAAAAGAACCUGGAGGUGCUGCAGGGAGAACACAGAUCCCUGAAGCUGGAAUUCCAAGAGCAAAGGCAAAAGAUGGCUCUCCAAGUGGAGGAGAAGACCCAGCUGGCGGACCAACUGCAGGAGAAGGUAGCCGUCUUGGAGAAGCGACUGGAAGGUAGCCUGUCUGGGGACGAGCAUUUCCAGGAGCUGUUGAGGGAGAUGGCUCUCCAAGUGGAGGAGAAGACCCAGCUGGCGGACCAACUGCAGGAGAAGGUAGCCGUCUUGGAGAAGCGACUGGAAGGCAGCCUGUCUGGGGACGAGCAUUUCCAGGAGCUGUUGAGGGAGAAAAAUGCUCUAGAGCAGAGCCUGGAAGACACUCGACAAGACCUGCUGACGGCCCAAGCUGGUCACAAGGAGAGGCAAAAUCUCCUGGAAACUCAGAUCAGCCAGCUGAACUGCAGGUUGGCCACGGAAGAAGCGGGCCGGAAAGAGACAGAGGAAUCCCUCCGCAGUCUCCAGGCGAGCAGAUCGCAGCAGCUGCAGGAUUUGGAAGAAGCCCUCCAGCUCGCCAAGGAGGCCGUGGCCAAGAGCCAAGAUGAGCUCAGAGGGAAAGAAUUACAGCUCCAAAAGCUGCAAGUGGAUCUGGAGUCGGAGCGGGUCAAAUCCCAGGAAGGCCUUUCUUCCAUGCGCUCUCAGUGGAUGGACCAAGUGAAGCAGCUGGAAAAGCAGGUUUCUGACCUUGAAGCUGCCCAGACGUUGGAAAGGGAGGCUGCCCAUCAGAAGUCUAGCCGGCUGGAGAAAGAAAACGCCAAACUCAAGGACAGAUGUGGAGGUUUAGAAAGUUCCUUAAGACGGCAAGAGUCCGAAUUGGAAAGAGUCAAGGCGCAACUGAGCAGCAACACUGAAGCCCUGGAGGAGACACAGAAACGGAGCACAUCCCUGCAGCAGCAGGUUGCAGAUCUGACCUUGUCGUUACAGGAAAAGGAGCAACAGGUGGCAGCCAAAACAGACAGUCUCCUGAAACGGGAGGAAGAGGCAAAAUCGUUACGGCAAGGUCAUGACCUGCUUUUGCUGCAGAUGCACCAGUUGCAAUCCAGCCUUGAGACGUGCCAGGGCCAGGCUGCGGAGAAGGAAGCAGCCAUGCAAGAGCAGCUACGAGUUCUCCAGACGCAACACCAGGAGCAGCAAGAACGCCUGCUCGCCAGUGAGAAGCAAGCUGCCGUCUUAGAGCUCGCGUCUAUGGCUUUGGAAGACCAGUUACACCUGUCGGAAGAUGGAGAGCAGGAACCCAACGGAGAUCUGGUCUCCUCAGAUGCGGUCCAACUCCAGAAGGAGAACCAAGACCUGGAACAGCAGAUAGUGGAAAAAAACAAGAUGAUAAAACAGCUGCAGCAGAGGAUGGCAGAGCUCAAAAAAACCUUGCAGAAAGAACUGAAAAUUAGACCCGAUGGUGAAAUCCCUGAAGUGCCCGUGGCUGGUUUGACUGUAACAAACAACUCGGAUCUGAGCGAUUCCCGAGAGAUCAACUUUGAGUAUCUGAAGCACGUGGUGCUAAAAUUUAUGUCCUGCCGGGAAUCGGAGGCGCUUCAUUUGAUCAAGGCUUUGUCUGUGCUGCUCAACUUCUCCCCAGAGGAAGAAAACAUGGUCAAGGAAACCUUGGAGUAUAAGAUGUCCUGGUUCGGAUCCAAGCCGCUUCCCAGAGGGAGCGUCCGACCGUCCGUCUCCAAUCCAAGGAUGAUGUGGUCCUGAAGCUUCUGCCAGGAUGAUCUGCUCCGGUUGUUGGGUUUCGGUGGGGGGGGGGCAGUUGUUGUGGUGGUGGUUGUUGUUUUCUAUGAAAAGAUGCACCCAACAACAGUGGUUUCGGUGGCGGUGACCCACAACGUACCACGAACUUGGGGGGGCGGUGGCGGGGAGGGGAGAGGAAGACGUUUACAAAACUGACCCGUUUAAAAGGGGCCUCUUUCUUCUCCCUGAUUUGUGGACCGGAGUUACUGUAGGUGGGUAUCUAAGGGGCCUUUGGCGGGCUACCAACAUCUCCCAGCGAUUUCCAGCAGGGAUAUAGCAGUUUUUGCAACCUUUCUGGUGGUAUGUAAAUCCUUAAGGAGACUUUGCACUUCUGCUUUCUCAGAUACAAACGUACCAACCCCGCCACCUUCAGCCCAUUUAACACUACAUCACGAAAGGUUACUAACAGGCUCAGUUGUGGCUACCGACGGUUCAGGGGUGGGUUGGGGAAGUAGCUCUCAAUAACUUUCCACCUGGCCGGCUUUUAUUAUUAUUAUUAUUAUUAUUUUCUCAAAAAAAGAAAAAAACAUUUUUAACAGGCCUUCGUGGCGCUCUAGGUUUUUUUUUUUUUUAAAUAAAAAAACAAAACCCAGAUGUAUUGGUGGCAAAAAGGUGGAGCCACCUAGUUUGCAAAAAAAACCGGAAACCACAGAUCGAGCGGUGUUUUGUGUGUUUCUGCGCACGGUAAAAGAACCAUCUGAGCCAUCGAUGAGUGGUUUAGGCAGGCUAAUUACAGCCCACAGCUCAUCCUCAGCCCGAAAACAAGCAAGGGGUGGACAUUUAAACCUGUGUGACUUCUUCUUCUUCUUUUUUUUU
This is a messenger RNA of Ahaetulla prasina, 3720 nucleotides long. RefSeq names its product golgin A1 (gene GOLGA1). NCBI's taxonomy places the organism in Eukaryota, Metazoa, Chordata, Lepidosauria, Squamata, Colubridae. Gene Ontology annotation, cellular component: Golgi apparatus. The record is from RefSeq and is a predicted model, not a curated record. The transcript has 25 exons. Bases 274 to 2868 code for a protein of 864 amino acids.